UCGUUGUCAUCAUGGAGCGACAGUCGCGAUCUAACAGCCUGGGAAAUAUACAUAUCUCGUAUAUUGGAAAAAAUAUGGAGCCAGCCACGACUGACAAUGUUAAGAUCAAAAGAAAAAAGCCUAGUUUAAUUAAACAAUGUUUGAUAGAUUAUACUGCUAACACUAACCUUCAUGGCUUAAAGUAUGUUGGAGAAAAGGAACGAACUAUAAUGGAAAAAAUUUUCUGGCUUCUCAUGUUCACUUGCUGUAUUGUGUUCUGUGCUGGUCUAAUAUGGAAGUUAUGGAUAAAAUGGAAUGAUAACCCUGUUAUUGUCAGCUUUGCAGAGACUUCGACACCAGUGUGGAAAAUUCCUUAUCCAGCUGUAACAUUGUGUCCAGAAAUGAAAGUUAUGCAAACAGUGUUCAAUUAUACUGAACAUUACCAUUUACAAGAAAUAAAUCCAAACGCAACAGAAGAACAAGACGAUUUAUUUAAAGAUAUAAGUCUAAUCUGCAACAAAAACAUUUCUCCGUGGAUUCAUGGAAGAAAUUUUUCACUUGGAAACAAAACAGUAGAAAAUAUUAAAAAGGUAUCUCCAAAAAUUUACGAUAUAAUGGAGGGAUUAAUGUGGAAAGACGAACUUCGAAGCUUCUUGAAUUUAUUUUCACCAAUACUUACAGAGGAGGGUUAUUGUUAUACAUUUAAUACUAUAGGCGCGGACGAAUUAUUUCGGAUUGAAAACCUCAACACUGACUACAAUUAUUAUGAUUCUUUGAAUAAAUCGCAGACUUGGACCUUAGAAAAUGGAUAUUCGCCAAACACUCCGCUGGAAACUUAUCCAUACAGAGGCACUGGCAAUGGUGAAAAUGCUGGCCUAGUUAUUGUACUAAGAGCUUCAAAAAAGGAUUUUGAUUAUCUUUGUAGUGGACCCACACAAGGUUUUAAGAUCAUACUACAUAAUCCAGCAGAAUUUCCUAAAUUAUCUCAGCAAUACUUCAGAAUUCCACUAGAACGAGACGUUGUCGUUGCUGCAAAGCCCAAAAUGAUGACAACUUCUGAUGGACUUAAACCGUAUAGUCCCGUUAGACGCCAAUGCUAUUUUUCAAAUGAGCGCUACCUAAAAUUUUUUAAAGUAUACACGCAAGCCAAUUGUGAAAGUGAAUGCUUAACUAAUUUUACCUACACAAAAUGCGGUUGCGUCCACUUCGGUAUGCCACAUGGUCCAGAAAUGAAAGUGUGCUCCCUCGGUAAACGACAAUGCAUGAAUGAUGCACGAAUGGAAUUAGUAACAGUUGAAAUACAAAAUAAUUUGGAGGAAGCUACAAAUGCUGAUUAUACUUUAGGAGAGGCCUAUCGCGUAGCCAUAAAUUGCAAAUGUCUACCCGCAUGCACUUCUAUAGAGUAUGAAGCUGAAACAUCACAAGCUGAUUUUGAUGUUGAUGCCUUCUUCAAAGCUAUGAAUAUUAACACCAUCAACGAAGCAGAUAUUCUCUACACACAAAUUAAGAUUUUCUUCAAAGAAGCACAAUUUAUUAAAGUGCGCCGUUCCGAGCUCUAUGGACAUACAGACUUUCUAGCGAACUGUGGAGGUUUACUCGGACUCUUCUUGGGUUUUUCUUUACUAAGUGUCGUUGAAUUCAUAUAUUUCUUUACGCUCAGAGUAUGUUGCAUAUUGUGGAGGAGUGGUAAAAAUAAAAAUACGUAAAUAUAUUAAGAAGGAUAUUGAAUGGGCAUGAUAAAAGUA
Molecule: messenger RNA, 1724 nt
Organism: Melitaea cinxia (Glanville fritillary)
Lineage: Eukaryota; Metazoa; Arthropoda; Insecta; Lepidoptera; Nymphalidae
Product: pickpocket protein 28-like
Exons: 14
Coding region: 12-1685 (557 amino acids)
Biological process (GO): sodium ion transmembrane transport
Cellular component (GO): membrane
Molecular function (GO): ligand-gated sodium channel activity
Source: RefSeq, a predicted model, not a curated record